This is a messenger RNA of Cyprinodon variegatus (sheepshead minnow), 2939 nucleotides long. RefSeq names its product casein kinase I isoform gamma-3-like. NCBI's taxonomy places the organism in Eukaryota, Metazoa, Chordata, Actinopteri, Cyprinodontiformes, Cyprinodontidae. Gene Ontology annotation, cellular component: cytoplasm; nucleus; plasma membrane. Gene Ontology annotation, molecular function: protein serine/threonine kinase activity; ATP binding. The transcript is spliced from 11 exons. The record is from RefSeq and is a predicted model, not a curated record. Bases 805 to 2082 code for a protein of 425 amino acids. Gene Ontology annotation, biological process: peptidyl-serine phosphorylation; endocytosis; signal transduction.
GUAAGGCUAUUGGCGGAGCUUUGUAGUUGGUUAGCCAAAAAAAAAAAAAAAAAUGCACAGUUAAAGAGAUGAUCAGGAAAACGAGACGAAGAAAACCAUCAGAGUUUAAUUCAAGCUGGGAGCACAAGGACCCGCACAGUCAGUUCUGUUCACUCCGUCUUUUUGGGAUCCCGGACAGGAGCCUUACGCCACGUUCUAGAAGACCAAGCAGCUGCAGGACAGAACACUGGAGGAAGAAGUCCUGUUUCCUUCCUGAGACAUAUGGCAGGACAUCAGACCGUAGAUCUAGAUUUUGUCCUAGCAAAGGGUCAGAGGUAAACCUCUGAAUGUUUUUUUUUUUUUAUCUGAGGGUUUUUAUUCUCUUGUAAUGCUGGAUCGCCCUAUCUAAGCCUUAAAGGUGCCGUUUCUGGUCCACAUGUCAUCCUUUGGCUAGCUACUUUUGGUUUCACAUCAGUCGACCAUCUUCCUUUUCCACCUCUGGCCCCUACAAGGGGGACAGAAACUCCCUAAUUGUAUGUCCUCCCCUUUUCCUGCUCAAUUAUAUAGAAAAUUCAUGUCUCUUUUUUUAACCUCAUUGUUUCUUUACAUCUUUAUUAGCAUUUAGGACAUGGGCUUGAACUCUAAUCUGUUUAAUUUCUGUUAAAACCUCCCAUCUAUCCCAUCAUAGCAACAGCCAACUCUCCUCGCCCUCUUUUAGAGCCUAAAGUGAUUCCCCUCUGAACAUCAAGCCGCUAGGCCGUUGUUUUGGUUGUUUUGGUGCAUGGAAUCAGCCUAAUCGUGGAGAGGCCAGGCUACCACAAACUGAUGGACUUUGACAAGCGGGGAGGGGGAGGGGGUGGCGGAGGAGGAGCAGGUGGAGGCAAGGGGGAGGCGGAGGAUGGGAAAAGGAUGUCUGGGAAGGCGGGAGGAAGAUCAGGACAUAGCGGCCGGAGUGCCGGCUCCGGCUCAGGAGUUCUGAUGGUUGGACCAAACUUCCGGGUCGGGAAGAAGAUCGGCUGCGGGAACUUUGGAGAACUACGACUCGGAAAGAACUUGUACACCAAUGAAUACGUGGCCAUCAAACUGGAACCAAUCAAGUCUCGGGCGCCACAGUUGCAUUUAGAAUAUCGCUUUUAUAAACAACUAGGAAGUUCAGAUGGUGUACCUCAGGUGUUUUACUUUGGACCAUGUGGUAAAUAUAACGCCAUGGUUCUGGAGCUGCUUGGACCCAGCUUAGAAGACCUGUUUGACCUCUGCGACAGGACUUUCUCUCUAAAAACUGUACUCAUGAUAGCCAUACAGCUGAUAACCCGCAUGGAGUUCGUCCACACCCGAAGCCUCAUCUAUCGCGACGUAAAGCCUGAGAACUUCCUUGUGGGCCGACCCGGCUCUAAACGGCAACACACCAUCCACAUCAUAGACUUUGGCCUCGCAAAGGAGUACAUAGACCCUGAGACGAAGAAGCAUAUCCCAUACAGAGAACACAAGAGUCUGACUGGAACUGCCAGAUACAUGAGCAUCAAUACACAUUUGGGGAAAGAGCAAAGCAGAAGGGAUGACCUGGAAGCUUUAGGCCACAUGUUUAUGUACUUUCUGCGGGGCAGCCUGCCUUGGCAGGGACUCAAGGCCGACACUCUCAAGGAAAGAUAUCAGAAAAUAGGAGACACAAAGCGGGACACGCCAAUAGAAGUGCUCUGUGAGAACUUCCCAGAAGAGAUGGCCACCUACCUGCGAUAUGUGCGACGGCUGGACUUUUUUGAGAAGCCAGACUACGACUAUCUGAGGAAACUCUUCACAGACCUCUUUGACAGGAACGGAUACAUCUUUGAUUAUCAGUACGACUGGACUGGAAAGCCACUGCCGACUCCCAUUGGGCCCGUGGCGACUGAAACCCAGCUGCCGGCGAGCAACCGAGAGAAAGCGCCUCAAACCAAAAACCAGGUGAUGAGCUCGACCAACGGAGAGCUGAACACGGACGACCCUACGGCCGGACAUUCGAACGCACCAAUCACAGCCAAUGCAGAGGUCGAGGUCCCCGACGAUAUAAAAUGCUGCUGUUUCUUCAAAAGGAGGAAGAGGAAAGCUCUCCAGAGACACAAGUGAAGAGACCAGAGAAAAACCUUUGCGCUCUUCUUUAUUUUUUUCUCUUUAUUUCUCUGAAGCCAUUUUCCUUGAACUCUUUCUCCUUUUCUUUAUCUGCUAGUUUCUGCGCCGGUUUGUAUAUUUAAACCGUGAAAUUGUUAUUUUUUUGUUUUGUUUUUCAUUUCACCGCAGAAUUUCAAAUGUGCCGCCUGCUCCAGCGGUGCUCUCGGUAUUUAUGGCUGCAGAUACAACAGUGGAGUAGUUAACAGACUGGAUUCAGCUAUUUACCAGAAGACUGACUGAUUAUUUUUUUGUGCUCUUCCUUACUGACUGGAUCAGAAGACGAAGUGUAUUUCAGGAGAUGCAAGCGAAGCAGACUUCCUACAGCAUGGAAGCGGAGCCUGUCGGACCAUGCGUGCAAACGACAUGCACAAAGAAUUCACGCUGCACAUUUUGUUGAGCUCACAAAGAGACUCGAUGGACAGAGAUGCAGUUCUUGCACAUAGUUUUUAUUCCCUGGUGUCAAAGGAGUUGCUCGGUACCGGACCCGGGCCCAGAUCGUAUAAUGGACCGGGAUUGGUGUAUUUCUCAUUAACCAUCUGAGAGAAACACUCCCAACCACCAGAAAACUCAAAACUUAAAGAUGUUUAUGUAAAAUUUAUGCUUUACUCUGAAUUUGAGUUGUAACUAAAAUAAGACUGUUCUCUUUUCAGUUUUUUUUGUUUUUUUUCUCUCUUCUGAGUUGUUAAAGUUUGUUUUGUAGCUUCUUAGUGUGAUCCUCAGAAUGUAUUUUUUUUAAAUAACCUUUGAAAUUUUUUGUUUCGGUUUUCCCUCUUUCUUUUUAGGUUGAAGGGUGGAAAGUUGGAUAAUGCCAUUAA